This is a messenger RNA of Paramecium pentaurelia, 579 nucleotides long. Lineage: Eukaryota; Ciliophora; Oligohymenophorea; Peniculida; Parameciidae. The record is from the annotation of a GenBank genome assembly.
UAAUGAACAAAAAACAAUAAGCACCAGUAGUAUAAAAACCAGUUGGCAAAUAAUAAUAAGUGAAUAGAAAGCCUUAAGAUAGGUAAAAUGAAUUUAUUAUAGAUAGACCAGGAUUAACAGAAGAUGAGAUAGAAGAAAUAAAAGAAGCCUUUAACUUAUUUGAUACAGAGGGCACAGGAAGAGUUGAUCCAAGAGAAUUAAAGGCUGCCAUGUAGAGUUUGGGAUUCGAUUAAAAGAAUCCUACAAUUUUCAAUAUGAUUGCUGAAUUAGAAAAUGAAGGAACUGAUAUCGAUUUUGAUUAAUUCUUGGAUGCUAUAACUUCAAAAUUAGGAAAUAGAGAAUCUAGAGAUGGUAUCAAUAAAAUAUUUGAUUUAUUUGAUGAUGAUGGUAGCAACUCAAUUAAUUUGAAUAACUUGAAAAGAGUAUCAUUUAAAAUUAAUCAAAAUUAGGUAGCCAAAGAAUUGGGAGAAACCAUGACAGCUGAGGAAUUGUCUGAAAUGUUAGAGAGAGCUGCUUCAAAUGGUAGAGAUAUCUCCAGAGAAGACUUUUAUAACAUUAUGGUCAAAAGAACAUUCUGAU